AAGCCCUAAUUGAAUUGAACUGAAGUCAAACGCAACCAAAAUCCUCGUCGGCGCAUCAGAGCAUCUAACAAUGGCCGCUCAACAAGGCGACGGUUCUGAAGACGAUGCAACUCUAAGCCCUGUCACCGCCGCCAUUCUCCUUCCACCGACUGAACAUUGCCUCCACUCCAUCAACUCAACCGUCUUCAUCCGGCAGCUUCCGUCUCAAGGUCUCUCCUUCCAGCUCUGGCCAGCCGCCACCACGUUCCUCACUCUCCUCGACGACCACCGCCGUAACCCUAGCACCGGCCCGCUGGGCCCCACUCUCACGGCCUUGGGCUCGCGUCGCCCCCCGCUCAAAAUCCUCGAGCUCGGCUCCGGAACCGGCCUAGUCGGAAUCGCAGCCGCUGUCACGCUCGGAGUUAGCGUCACGGUCACCGACCUCCCGCACGUCAUUCCUAACCUUUCGUUUAACGUAAAAGCGAAUGCCGCCGUUUUGGCCGCGAACGGCGGGGUCGUCCACGUGGCGGCACUGAGAUGGGGAGAGGCCGAGGACGUGGAGGUGAUUGGGCGGGAGUUUGAUCUUAUCGUAGCCUCGGAUGUAGUGUACCACGAUCACCUGUACGACCCCUUGCUUAAAACGCUGCGUUUGUUGAUAACGGGUGGGGAGGAGGCGGAGGAGGAGGGAAGGGUGUUUGUGAUGGCCCACUUGAGGAGGUGGAAGAAGGACUCGGCUUUCUUCAAGAAGGCAAGGAAGCUUUUUGAGGUUGAGGUUUUGCACGUGGACCCACCGUGCCAUGGCUCCAGGGUUGGAGUUACUGUUUACCGUUUUGCAGGGAAAAAGUCAAGUAAGAAAUUGUUGAAAGCAAACAAUGCCAAUGCCAAUGCCAUUGCCUAACAAUCAAAAUAGAUCUGAUGUCUUCUUGGGUUUUUGUUCUUUGAUACCACAAAUUCAAUGCACUUUUAAUUUAUAACUUAAAAUCAAGACAAUUUUUACA
Prunus dulcis (almond) is the source of this 977-nucleotide messenger RNA. RefSeq names its product protein N-lysine methyltransferase METTL21A-like. NCBI's taxonomy places the organism in Eukaryota, Viridiplantae, Streptophyta, Magnoliopsida, Rosales, Rosaceae. The transcript has a single exon. Bases 71 to 877 code for a protein of 268 amino acids. The record is from RefSeq and is a predicted model, not a curated record.